Messenger RNA from Bipolaris victoriae FI3, 657 nucleotides. RefSeq lists its product as hypothetical. Bases 1 to 657 code for a protein of 218 amino acids. The record is from RefSeq and is a predicted model, not a curated record. Lineage: Eukaryota; Fungi; Ascomycota; Dothideomycetes; Pleosporales; Pleosporaceae. The transcript has a single exon.
AUGCUUGAACUCGACGGCUUCGCAGUGAGCCAGGACCUGGUACCUGCUGCGCCUAUCAAAUCUGCUGGGGUCUCCAAAGUCGAUUUUGACGGCCUGUUAUCACCCCCACUAAGCCUGCAUGAAGAUCUGAAGAACGGCUGUGGUGGGCAGUUGUGGCCCGCAGGCAUGGUCCUGAGCAAGUACAUGCUGCGGAAACAUCGCGAUGACGUCGCUGGAAAGGAAAUCGUCGAACUCGGUGCAGGAGGAGGGCUCGUUGGACUAGCUGUCGCAAUAGGUUGUAACGUGGAUAAGCCGCUACAUAUCACCGAUCAGAUACCCAUGUUUGACCUUAUGGAGCGCAAUAUCGCUCUCAAUGGCCUGGAGUCACGUAUCAAGGCAUCAGUGUACGACUGGGGUGAACCAACGCCACCGCAGCUACCAUCUCACCCGGACAUCAUCCUCGCAGCCGACUGUGUGUACUUUGAACCGGCUUUCCCUCUCUUGCAGCAAACACUCAAGGAUCUGAUUGGCGAGAAUACCGUGUGCUACUUUUGCUUCAAGCGAAGAAGACGGGCAGACCUGACUUUUAUGAAGACGGCGCGGAAAAUGUUCGAUGUGCAGGAGGUGGACGACGACCCAGACAAGGACGUCUACUCGAGAGAAAAAUUGUUCCUGUAA